Messenger RNA from Coregonus sp. 'balchen', 35324 nucleotides. The record is from the annotation of a GenBank genome assembly. NCBI's taxonomy places the organism in Eukaryota, Metazoa, Chordata, Actinopteri, Salmoniformes, Salmonidae.
AUGGCAGCUUUCACCAGUACCCCCAAAGUGAGUUCCAGGAGCGCUCCUCGGCACGGGGUCAGGGAGGAGAGCCCAGCGGAGUGUGACUGGAAGGACUGUGAGACUGGAGGCAGCGAGAGGUAUAGAGGACACCUCACCAUGCUGGAGAAGACCCAUGACUUCUUCCAGAUCUGUGACAUUGAGGACAAGGGCUUCAUCACCCGCCGGGACAUGCAGGUAAGAUCACCUAUAUGGGAUCACUGAGUCUGACAGAAUCUUCUCAUGGGAAGUUAUUGAAAUGUUUAGGCUACACCAGAUGUGCAUUAUGUAUGUUCCAAUCCCUACUGUGUGUUUACCUAGUCAUGUGUAGAUGUUACUUUUAUGUCAUUAUGUCAAGAGUACCAAAUAUUUAAAACCUCUGACUUUUAAUAUAGAUUUUUACAGUGCAAUAAGUAAUGGUCGUUGUGUUUUGAACUGCUGAAUGUUGUUUUGCCGCUCUGAAGGAUCUAAAUAAUUCUGAGUUGUGGUCGGUUGGUUGGAGUUGUGAUGGAUUUCUCUAGAUGUAUCCUAGCCUACACACCUGGUCCCGUAUCUCAUUAUUGUUAUCAUUCAGGCUUUUGUAAGGGCAUCUGAAUGACUGCUCGUAACAAUAGCAUACAUUAAACAAUGAGGAAAUGAUUAACAACUGCAACAAAUCUUCCAUAGACGUUUAUGUUAGAUUUGGAGACAAACAUCUGGUCAUUUCAUAAGGCUGCACGUGGAGGACAGAGACUGUGUGUGCUCCUUAGAAUUAGCUAGAACACUUCUAUAUCUCUGUGGUGUGCUCAUUAGAGAUGUUUCUGAGGACAUAGCCUCUAUCUUUCUAAUUCAGGAGAGCAUGUGAAAAGAGUGCCAGGAACCCACAACACCUACGGGCAUCGAAGAGCCACGCAGACCCACGCUUUGUCAUACAUCUCCUUCAGCUGCAUUAUUGUGCAGAUCCAGAAGCCUCUCACAUUCAUCCAUGGCAGAGUAUUAUUUUGAUGGAGCACUUGUGAGCCCACGCCGUGACGAGGGUCUCUCAGUAGAAUGGAUGGAUCCCUUUGAUCCAUUGCUUACGGAAAUAUAUUGAAAAUGACCUUAUACCCACUCCCCAUGUUCAUUAGGAGUUGUGGAAGAAUUGAAAUGUUGUAGUAAUGGCAAUCCAUAACACAAUGUAUACAGGAGUGUACAGUACAUUGCAUCUCCCACACUGUUGUCUGUGUAAAUUAGUCUAAUUAACCUACAAGUAGGCAAUCAGUAUGAGUGUUAGGCAACUGCAAUGCAUUUUUGCUGGUCUAUACCUAUACAACCUGAGCAGGUGGGACAGGAAAUUAAUUUAUUUGCCGUAAGCAAGAUGGUUUUUGAUUUAGUCAGCUAUUACUAUGCCUGAUAAGACCUUCUUUAUCCAUAAGGGAUCUGAGGGAUCUCCAUGAGAAUCUGGUUAAGUGGCACAAGUUCUGAACCCUUUUUUUAUUUACUUUCAUAACGUAUUCUAGCAACUGCCAGCAUUGCCAUAGAUGUGCACAUGUAUCAUUUUCUGCUGAUGCACAUACUGUACAGCCUUACAAUGUUUUUCACACCAUGACCUAAAGCGUGGCAGUGGUGUGUCUCCGGCUGUGAACUCUGUUGUUUUCUGACAUAAGGGAUGUGUUCAGUCCAGAUAAGAGUGUGCAAGGAGUGGACAGCUGACUAGGUCUCAUAGAGUUCCUACUAUGAAUUUCACAAGUGGUUUCAGUGUAAACAUUGACAUGCACAGCUCACAGAGGCUUUUCAGGAUCAUUGUGGUCUUUAAUAUUUAUUUUCAGGGUUUCCGUAGGUUUUAAGUCUCUUGUUUGCUUGUCUAUAUUCCAAACCGUUUUUCCACUCUGCUUGGCCUUGGCGUGGAAACGGUGGUUUGGUUUGUAUUAACACAGAUUAAGAUCAACGUUUAUGUUGUUUACCUUUUUUUGCUGGUUUUGUUUACUGGGCAGAAAUGUUCAUUUCUAAAAUGUUUGGGUUCAAUCCAAAUAAAGAUGUCGCAGGUUCAUUAAUAUAAACAUUUUAUAAAACAAAUAGCGUAGUUACUCACAAUUCCUUCAUCAUGAACACGUUUACAUCCAUUAGAUCAGUUGUGUGACCGCAAAUAAUACACUAUCCUACUCCUUAUGAACAUGAAGUCCUUACAAAGACUCGUCCUGUACUUGGGUACACAUCUCUUCUGAUGCUAAUCAUAGUGUUGAGUGUUUUCCCAGCGGUUUGUGCCUGCCUGGCAGCUGUUGUACCAUGUACUGUAUUGUUAAUGAAAAUACUCCAGAGUUCUUCAGUUCCCCAGUCGUGUCAAUGGCACCUGACUGUGUUGUUGUGUGUCCUGCUCCACAGAGGCUCCAUGGAGAGCUGCCCCUCAGUGCAGAGGAGCUGGAGAACGUCUUCGACACACUGGACUCUGACGGCAAUGGAUACCUCACCCUGGAGGAAUUCUCCUCUGGCUUCAGUACGUUGACUAUGUUCCCUUCUCACUUUCUACUAUCCAAUGUAUGUAUAUGUGCUGUGAUUUUUCAGUUUUGAUAUCAAUCUUACUAUCUUCCAUUUCCACAUAAUUACAUCAACAGUGCUAGUGCACUGUGCAAGCAGAGUAUGGUAGCUCAGCGUACGUAGAGCGGAAGAGUGGAGUGAGAGUAAAGGAUAUUAUAAAUCAUCUCCUGGACUCUUGUUUCUCCAGGUGAGUUCCUGUUUGGCCGGAGGAUCUCUAUAACAGAGGGGAUGGAGGAGGCCAGCCCCAUUGCCAAGGAACCCACCCAGGGCCCCACGCAGGGCCCUCCAGACUCCCUGUACCAGACCCAGUGGGAGGAGAGGCUGGCGAGCAGCGACGAGGAGGAGGAGAAGCACUUCUGCAUGCUAAUGGAGAGCUUGGGAGCCAGCAACGUCUUUGAGGAGUGAGUGUUUGUUUUUGUCUGUGACGUCCAUAUUAUGCGAUCCUUUGUCCAUCCCUCAACAAUGCCCUCAAAUGACCUAAGUCUAUUCCUUUAGAUUGGUCAGCUGUGCAAAACAAAAAACACUAAGUUGCCACUCCUUAGUAGUUCUAGCCACUCUGUGUUUCAAUCUACUUGUUUUGAUAUUUCUCUGGAAAUUCUGAGCUUAACAACCAAGCAUAAAGUGCAAGACAUGUAUGAGUAGAAAAUAGGUUAAAUCCUGGAGUCACUGUCUUCUUCAUCAAAAACAUCAGACAUGGGAAGAGUUCAUCAAAAUUAAUUUGGGUUGCUUAACCUUCGACAAAUCAUUAUAGUCGACGACAUUCCUGUCUGUGGAAGUAUUCCAGACAUUGGUGACUGGGUGCUGGUACCAUUUUGCUUUUGGCUUUUUGAACUCCAGGCAUUCGGAGGAGGGAAAAAAUAGAGCCAGGCCUCGUAUAACGCAUGAUUAGACUCACCUUGAGCAAACAAGUACGGCUCAAUAAAGUUAAACAGUAGUAGUGGAGGAUGUACAUUUGAUAAGAACAUCCUAUUGACUGUCUGCAAACCUGGGUUAGAACCAGAAAGGAAUGCUGACAAUUUAGAUCAGAUCGGUUUGUGCACUAACUUCUGGUGUGUCUUCCUGAAGUUGACAUGGCGUAGGGGUCUACUGUAAGGAGACUUCCAGAGGCCUGCUAGUCAAGUCAACAAGUCCACAUUUCAAUGAACAGAUCUAUCAAACAUAUGCAUUGCAUGGCAGAAUAACUUUCCACAUAUUGCCCUGCCUUUUUAGAAUACAAUGUUCGAUAGCAGUGGUUAUCUGAACACUGACAUGAAUACCUGGGCACAGACAAAGAUGGGGUUUAAACUGUCAAAAUAGCUGUUUUCUGCUAACAGGAAAUGGGAUUUUCAAGGCCAAGACCAUCUUGACCAAAUGUCAGUUUUGCACAAAUAUGUAAGUAUGGUUGCAGGCAGCCCACAGCCACCCACCGCCUGCCUGCCUACAUUGUCCUAAUUGUUCACAUUGACCUUGUCUUAAAAUAACAUAUAUUUAUGCCUCUAUGUCCCCGUCUCCAUACAAUUCUACUUCAAGCAUAAUUCAAUUUAUUUCCUCCAAGAAGAACCUCAGUACAGUUGUUCUUCUACAGAAAUCUAACUACAGUAUACAGACUGUAUUCCAGGUCUUGUCAUUCAGGCUAAUCUUUGUUCUGACCCGCUUCCCAUCAGCCCUGGUGAGGUGCGUAGUCUGUGGGCCCAGCUGACGAGGGACGAGCCGCACCUCCUGUCCAACUUUGAGGAGUUCCUGGCCAGGGUCAUUUUACAGAUCAAAGGGGUCAACCAGGAGAGGAUGGAGAUGGAGAGUGCCCUUAAAAAGUUAGUAGCCUACCACUUCAUUCAAAUCAAAUCAAAUUGUAUUUGCCACAUGUGCCGAAUACAACAAAUGUAGACAUUACCGUGAAAUGCUUACUUACAGCCCUUAACCAACAAUGCAUUUAUUUUUUAAUAAAAAAGUACAAUAAAACAACAACAAAAAAGUGUUGAGGAAAAAAAGAGCAGAAGUAAAUUAAAAUAACAGUAGGGAGGCUAUAUACAGGGGGGUACCGGUGCAGAGUCAAUGUGCGGGGGCACCGGCUAGUUGAGGUAAUAUGUACAUGUGGGUAGAGUUAAAGUGACUAUGCAUAAAUAAUUAACAGAGUAGCAGCAGCGUAAAAAGAUGGGGUGGUGGUGCAAAUAGUCCAGGUAGCCAUGAUUAGCUGUUCAGGAGUCUUAUGGCUUGGGGGUAGAAGCUGUUGAGAAGCCAUUUGGACCUAGACUUGGCGCUCCGGUACCGCUUGCUGUGCGGUAGCAGAGAGAACAGUCUAUGACUAGGGUGGCUGGAGUCUUUGACAAUUUUGAGGGCCUUCCUUUGACACUGUCUGGUAUAGAGGUCCUGGAUGGCAGGAAGCUUGGCCCCAGUGAUGUACUGGGCCAUAUGCACUACCCUCUGUAGUGCCUUGCGGUCGGAGGCCGAGCAGUUGCGAUACCAGGCGGUGAUGAAACCAGUCAGGAUGCUCUCGAUGGUACAGCUGUAUAACUUUUUGAGGAUCUGAGGACCCAUGCCAAAUCUUUUCAGUCUCCUGAGGGGGAAUAGGCUUUGUCGUGCCCUCUUCACGACUGUCUUGGUGUGUUUGGACCAUGAUAGUUUGUUGGUGAUGUGGACACCAAGGAACUUGAAGCUCUUAACCUGUUCCACUACAGCCCCGUCGAUGAGAAUGGGGGCGUGCGCAGUCCUCUUUUUUUCCCUGUAGUCCACAAUCAUCUCCUUUGUCUUGGUCACGUUGAGUGAGAGGUUGUUAUCCUGGCACCACACGGCCAGGUCUCUGACCUCCUCCCUAUAGGCUGUCUCAUCGUUGUCGGUGAUCAGGCCUACCACUGUUGUGUCGUUGGCAAACUUAAUGAUGGUGUUGGAGUCGUGCCUGGCCAUGCAGCCAUGGGUGAACAGGGAGUACAGGAGGGGACUGAGCACGCACCCCUGAGGGGCCCCCGUGUUGAGGAUCAGCGUGGCAGAUGUGUUGUUACCUACCCUUACCACCUGGGGGCGGCCCAUCAGGAAGUCCAGGAUCCAGUUGCAGAGGGAGGUGUUUAGUUCCAGGAUCCUUAGCUUAGUGAUGAGCUUUGAGGGCACUAUGGUGUUGAACUCUGACCUGUAGUCAAUGAAUAGCAUUCUCAUGUAGGUGUUCCUCUUGUCCAGGUAGGAAAGGGCAGUGUGGAGUGCAAUAGAGAUUGCAUCAUCUGUGGAUCUGUUGGGGCGGUAUGCAAAUUGGAGUGGGUCUAGGGUUUCUGGGAUAAUGGUGUUGAUGUGAGCCAUGACCAGCCUUUCAAAGCACUUCAUGGCUACAGACGUGAGUGCUACGGGUCGGUUGUCAUUUAGGCAGGUUAUCUUAGUGUCCUUGGGCACGGGGACUAUGGUGGUCUGCUUGAAACAUGUUGGUAUUACAGACUCAGUCAGGAACAUGUUGAAAAUGUUGGUGAAGACACUUGCCAGUUGGUCAGCACAUGCUCAGAGUACACGUCCUGGUAAUCCGUAUGGCCCUGCAGCCUUGUGAAUGUUGACCUGCUUAAAAGUCUUACUCACAUCGGCUACGGAGAGCGUGAUCACAUAGUCAUCCGGAACAGCUGGUGCUGUUGUAUACAUCUCUGUGUGUGGAGUAAAGGUGGUCUAGAGUUUUUCUUUCCUCUGGUUGCACAUUUAACAUGCUGGUAGAAUGGAUUUAAGUUUCCCUGCAUUAAAGUCCCCGGCCACUAGGAGCGCUGCCUCUGGUUGAGCGUUUUCCUGUUUAGUUAUGGCCUUAUACAGCUCAUUGAGUGCAAUCUUAAAGCCAGCAUUGGUUUUUGGUGGUAAAUAGACAGCUAUGAAAAAUAUAGAUGAAAACUCUCUUGGUAAAUAGUGUGGUCUACAGCUUAUCAUAAGGUACUCUACCUCAGGCGAGCAAAACCUCGAGACUUCCUUAGUAUUUGAUUUUGUGCACCAGCUGUUGUUUACAAAUAUACACAGACCGCCACCCCUUGUCUUACCGGAGUCAGCCGUUCUUUCCUGCCGAUGUAGCGUAUAGCCCGCUAGCUGUAUGUUGUCCAUGUCGUCGUUCAGCCAUGACUCGGUGAAACAUAAGAUAUUACCGUUUUUAAUGUCCCGUUGGUAGAAUAAGCGUAAUCGUAGGUCAUCUCAUUUAUUUUCCAAUGAUUGAAGAUUGGCUAAUAGGAUUGAUGGGAACGGCAGUUUACUAGCUCGCCAUCGGAUCCUUACGAAGCACCCCGACCUACGUCCACGAUAUCUCCGUCUCUUUCUCCUGCGAAUGACGGGGAUUUGGGCCUUGUCGGGUGUCUGUAGGAUAUCCUUUGCGGCCGCCUCGUUGAAGAAAAAAUCUUCGUCCAAUACGAGGUGAGUAAUCGCUGUCCUGAUAUCCAGAAGCUCUUUUUGGUUACAAGAGACAAUGGCAGAAACAUUAUGUAUAGAAUAAAUUACAAAAACGCGAAAAAACACACAUAAUAGUACAAUUGGUUAGAGGGCUGUAAAACGGCAGCCAUCUUCUCCGGCGCCAUCAGGUCAGAUAUUGUAGGAUUUAGUCAAUUAGCAGCCCACUGUAGCCUGUUCCCAGAUCUACUUGGGCUGUCUUGCCAACUCCUAUGGUCAUUGGCAAGACAGCACCAACAGAUCUGGGACCAGGCUAGCUCAAAAUGUUCCUUUACAGAUAACCUCAUUGCCUGAGUAAUGAAGGACAAAGUAGCCAAGAGACGCAUUUACUUAACCUUCCAGUUCCAAAGCUGUAUUAAGUGUUUGUGAAUGUUCUCCCAAAACGCCCACUUUCUUUAAAUCAUGUCGGGCAAUAUUCAUGGCAAUUUUACACAAGGAAUACUACACGACAAUCUCUACCUACAGUACUUGUUUAUUAUGUCACAUUUCAACUGAGCACAGCUUUUGUACCACAGUGGUGCAUUAUCACACAGUUUCUGUGGGCUGUUUCUGAGAGAAAGGAAUGCAAAUGUUGCAUAAGGCUGCUAUGUGGCUCACACUUUGCAGCUGUUACAAAACGUAUUGUCAAUGUCUUUCUUGCUGUAUUCAGAGAUGUAGACACACAGGGGUGUUUGAUUAAAGUUGACCAGAGUAGUCAGGCCUUGAAUGGUUCAGUAAUUAUAGUUAUCCCUUUUAUCUUCAGAUGUGAACUACAGUACAUGUAAUGCUAGACUGAUAAUAAGUGUUCUUUUUUCAUGGUACUCCUCUGAAAAUCUAUUUGCUGCUGUGCCUGUUUGGAAUGCAUCACAAUAGGUUACAAAUACCUACUGUAUGAUUGAAUGCCAGACUGAAAGCUCGUGUAAGGUCUCAAGUACAGCAUUUAUGUGCUGCCUCUUCAUGUGAUUCUAUGCCUAUGCAUGUGAUUCUAUGCCUAUGCAUGUGAUUCUAUACUUAUGGAUGUGAUUCUAUGCCUAUGCAUGUGUAUUAGCAUUAACAAGAUUAAAAUAUUUCUAAAUCCGAACAGAAAAUCAGCAACACAUGACGAUGAGAUCCAUCGCUUAUAUGAAGAAAUGGAGCAGCAAAUCAAAAAUGAGAAGGACAGGAUCCUACUGCAGGUAAAGAGAUCUCCCACUGAAUACACAAGACUUGUUAGUAACUUUUCUGACAGAUCUCUCUCUUAUCUCUCUCGCACACUCUCUCUCUCUCACACACACACUCUUUCUCUCAAUCUCUCACACUCUCACUCUCCACUGCAGGACACUGAGCGCUUCCUGUCUAGGAGUCAGGAUCUGGAGCAUCAGCUGUCCAGUAAGGAGAGAGAGCUGGAUCAGAUCUUCCAGAAACAGAGGAGGGUGAGUAGGGACACCAAUGAUGAGACAUUGAUCAUCACAGGCAUCACAAUAAAGGAUAGAUUUGUACUGUACAGAAUGUAUUAUUUUUUUUUUAUUAAAUCACAUUUUCCUGAAAGUGUUUUGAACAAUGUGAAAUAUAAACUCUGAUUGAUCUGGAAUGAAUUGUGACCAGCCUUAUUAGUAGACUUGAAGAUCUAAGAGCUGUCCCUGAGUGUCUGCAGCUUACUCUCUAAUGGAAAUUCAAUGAUAAUAAUACGCAACCAUAACACUAUCAAAAACAGAACUCCACUGAAGUUAAGACUAAUUAAUCAAAUGGAAAUGAGUCUUACCAGUGCGUCAGAAUUUGCUUUACAAAUGGGAACAAGGCCUUAAUUCGUACUGUGCCCAAGUCACCAAGGCCUUCUCUCAGAUCUCCCUGGCACCAUCCACAUUCCUCUCUGCCAACCAGAAAUAAAAUGUCAGAACAUUGACUUGAUUGAGAAUGUCCGUUGUAGAUAUUCUAUUUCUAUACUGCCAACACAGUCUCUGUAGAGCAGGCAUCCAGGCGCUAUGCUGGCUAGCCUAAUCACAGUGUCGCUAGAUAAAACGUCUCUUAUGUUGUUGUGUUGGAUCCAUUGUAGCACUUGGGCUUAUAUAUUUAGAACAGUGAUAGUAGUGUUUGAGGCUGCAUUCAGACAAUAGCCGUAUCUGUGUGUCCUCACACAAUCCCUGGCUUCAAUAGAUGUGUGUGUCAGACCAGACCAGACCAGUAUGUGUUUAGAAGAUAUCACUUGUUUCAUCCUUUGAUUCAUCAAUGCUUGGUGUAUCAUAGCAAUCGCACAUAGAUCAUACUGUACCAAUCAUAGACUCCAGACCAUGAUUGUUACUGCAGAGUAGCAUCUGGGAAAUGGUGACCCCAGAUCAACUGGCCUUGCCAUUCUUCAACCCAGAUAUGAUCAAAUGAAGUGAAAGUGCAGGUUAUUGUAGUGCGUCUGCUUUAGGCUGUAGUGUUGUUUUGUGUGUUGUCCCCUCUGCCUGUCUCCUCUGUGUGACCGUGUCCCCUCCCCCUGUGUCCCCUACCCAGUUGGAGCGUCAGUGCCGGGAGCUGCACAGCGAGCAGCAUGUGACCAAGGUGGAGAACGUGAAGCUGAAGCAGACCAAUGAAGAGCUGGCCCAGGAGCUGGAAUACACCAGUCAGGAGCUGAGCCUGGCACAGGAGCAGCUGGUCCUCCUGCAGGAGCAGUCCUCACACCUAAACCAGGAGAGGGAGAUGUAAGUCUGUCUGGCUGGCUGUCUGUGUCUGGGAUCCUGUUUGGGUGUUUGUUUCUCCAUGUGAGUCCACAUCUUAGACCAGUGGUUCCCAACUCCGGUCCUCGAGUACCCCCAACAGCCCUGGACAAGCAUACCUCAUUCAACUCAUUGAGGGCCUGAUAAUUAGUUGACAAGCUGAAUCAGGUGUGCUUGUCCAGGGCUACAAUACAAAUGUGUACUGUUGGGUGUACUCGAGGACCGGAGUUGGGAACAUCUGUCAUAGACGCUACUUGCAUUCAGUAGCGUCUAUGAAUCACCUGAUUAUGAAGGCAUAAAUGUAUGAAAGCCGCUAUACCUAAUUUACAUUGAUGUAGUUCUGUCCUUGUGAUGUACUUGUCUGUUAAUGUUCUGAAUCAUGUCAUGUUUUAUGUUCUGUGUGGAACCCAGGAAGAGUAGCUUCUGCUUUAGCACUAGCUAAUGGGGAUCCUAAUGAAAUAUUAAAACUAUCACAUGAAUAUGUGGAUUUGUUGUCCAACAUAGGGAGAUGUACUGGAUCACAGAGGGAUUGCAGAGGGAGCGAGCGAGCCUGCUGAAACAACUUGACCUCCUGAGGUAAGAGUGGAGAUGUAACAGAUACACACACACACACACACACACUAGGAGCGAGGCAGUGGGUUACUGUAUCAGCUCAGAGCCACUGCUCUCCAAAUCAAGGAGCAAUGAGGAUACUGUACAAUACUGAAGGUUAUGUUAUAUUCACUACAAACCAUGGCCACACAUCCAUCCAGCAGAUAGCAUUGACUUCAGGCAAACUCCUCAAAGCUGUUUUAUACUAAAGCAAUAAAUAAUAUAAUAAUAAUAAUAUGCCAUUUAGCAGACGCUUUUAUCCAAAGCGACUUACAGUCAUGCGUGCAUACAUUUUUUUUGUGUAUGGGUGGUCCCGGGGAUCGAACCCACUACCUUGGCGUUACAAGCGCCGUGCUCUACCAGCUGAGCUACAGAGGAUCACAAUAAGGCAUGAGGGGUGUGGUAUAUGGCCAAUAUAGCAAAGCUAAGGGUUGUUCUUACACACGACGCAACACUGAGUGCCUGGAUACAGCCCUUAGCCGUGGUAUAUUAACCAUACACCACAAACCCCUGAGGUGCCUAUUGCUAUUAUAAACUGGUUACAAAUCUAAUUAGAACAGUAAAAAUAAAUGUUUUGUCAUACCCGUGGUAUACGGUCUCAUAUACCACAGCUUUCAGCCAAUCAGCAUUCAGUGCUCAAACCACCCAGUUUAUAAUAGUGCUUAGAAAGUAUGUAUUUCUGUUGCAAUGAACCCAUUCCUUGUUAUAUUGUCUCCAGGGAAAUGAACAAGCACUUACGAGAUGAGCGAGACAUGUGCUCUUAUCAAGUAAGUAUACACAUGCGCAAUGUAUUUAUUCAUCAUUCUCCAUUUGUGAAAUCCCCUUCUAUCUGUCUGUCUAUCAAGUUUGAUAGAUACUAACCUAAAAACAUGAUUCCUUGAAAAGCAUGGAACCUAGAAAACAUUUUAAAUCAAAUCCAAUUGCAAUCAAUUUGCAGAUGAAUUAGUUUUUGUUUUGUUGUUUUGCAGAAACCGAGGAAUACUGUUAAAAAUCCUGCUUGCAACCCGAGACCUGGAUCAAAUACUCUCAAUCCCUUUGACAGAAAGGCCUUUAGGUAUACUAUUUGCUUAGAAAUGCUUUUAAUACAAAUUGAAUUAAAACUGCCUGGUGCAGUCAUGGAGGCCUUAAUUGAUAUAAACGUUCAUUUCACCUACAAUACACUCUUGUUCAGUAUCAAUAUGACUGUAGUUGGAAUAGUUAUUAAUAGUGAAUGAUUCAUAUUUUCUAAGUAGUUGGCAAUGCAAAAAGUUGAACAAAGUACAUGAAACAGAAUUCACAUGUUGGACAGAAAGCUGUUCAAUAGGGCUGCAGUUGUAGCUCUGUGCAGAACGUGUCUGUACAGUAUUUACAUUGUUCUGAAUAUACACUACCAGUCAAAAGUUUGGACACACCUACUCAUUCAAGGGUUUUUCUUUAUUUUUUACAUUGUAGAAUAAAAGUGAAGACAUCAAAACUAUGAAAUAACAUAUAUGGAAUCAUGUAGUAAACAAAAAAGGGUUAAACAAAUCAAAAUAUAUUUUACAUUUGAGAAUCUUUAAAUAGCCACCCUUUGCCUUGAUGACAGCUUCGCACACUCUUGCAAAUAUAUUUUAAUUUGUUUAACACUUUUUUGGUUACUACAUGAUUCCAUGUGUUAUUUCAUAGUUUUGAUGUCUACACUAUUAUUCUACAAUGUAUAAAAUAGUAAAAAUAAAGAAAAACCCUUGAAUGAGUAGGUGAGUCCAAACUUUUGACUGGUACUGUAUGCAAAUGCCUGUAAGUCAAUUCACAUUCUACAUCCAUACUGUUGUACUCCAAAAAAAGCAUUUGUGAACCAAAUUCCAUGUGUCCCUUCAAUUUCCAUCUCAUCCCUUUCUCUCCAGUGAGGAUGAGGAGGUAGUACUCCCCCACUCUAAGAGGAAGAGUACGGAGGGAGUGAAUGACUCCAAACCCCCCCACAGACCCCUCCAGAGGAUCAUCUCCAUAGAGGAGGACCACCUACCCCAGCUCCUACAGGACGACUACCAGGCUCAGCUCUGGGAGUGGCGUGAGGAGGCCGAGGACGACAAGCACAUAGAGCUACAGAUGAACUCUAUAAAUCCUCCCAGUUCUCCUCCAUCGAGGGAGCAGCAGCCAGUUGACACCAGAGAGACAGAGACGCCUACAUCUCCCAGGGGCCAGCCAGCCGGAAAGGAGACAAUGGUGAAUGUAAGCAUGUCGGACCAGGGCUCAGAUAGAGACGCAACAUCAGAGUUGGUAUGAAAUUAUGUGGAGAGACAUUGUGGUCCGUCUCUACUGAAUAGAAUAGGAGAAGGAUUCAGUUGGCUUGGCAUAAUUACUUCCCAUUUGAAAUUAAUGAGAUUGUACAGCAUUUUCACAUUAUGUCCCCUCCUCUUCCCUUCAGGGUCGUUUCUCGGUCAGCGUGUUUUUGUUUGUUCUCUUGACCCCGUAAAGAGAGGGGUGGGGGAGGAGUGUAGGUGGAUGUACAGUACAGUGUGUUCACAAAGCCCUGUUUUUCCACCGGACCAGACCUGAGAUAAGAAAAAAAGAGUCACAGGUGUUGGGUUUCUCACUUUGAGUGAGUUGACCCCGCAGUUAACCUCACAAACAGGAUUAGCUACUUGUAUUAGUGUUUGUUGAAAGAGUGUUUCCAUGAUUUACUGUCGAUUUUAGAAAAUGACUAUGUAUUUCAAGAACUUUGUGCAACUUGAUGGUUUUACUAUAAUAGUUAUUUUGUGAAGUUUCUUGAAAUUAGGGGGCUAAUUAUGCUGUGUUCAUAAUAUGUUCAAAUAUUUGUUGCCAUGUCAUUGUUUGUAGUGUACCCUCUCCCAGUAUAUAUCGAAUCUGAAAUAUCCUGGUAAUUACUUGAGGAAAUGUAGACUUGAGCACAUAAAGUGAGUUUGGAAGAGUUGGAUGAAGCAUAUAAUAUGAACUCUUACUUAACACACAUAUCCCUCUUUCUCUCUGUGUUGUGUUUCCAGGAGGAGGGUGCAGCGUCAGCCCCAGACCGCCUGUUUAAGAUCAUCCUGGUGGGGAAUUCCAGUGUGGGGAAGACCUCCCUCCUCAGGAGGUUCUGUGAUGACUGCUUUUACCCAGGCACCUCUGCCACCGUCGGUGAGUAGUGAGUGGCCUCUCCAGGCUUCCUUUUCUACAGCAGAGCAGGGUUGUGUUCAUUAGGCACCAACGGAACAAAACCGACUGAAACAGGAACUACCUGGAAUUGUUCUAUAAGAAUCUCUCUGGGUUUUUUUUUACAUUGAAAAAUGUUUUGCUACGGCGUGCCCUAAUGAACACGACCCAGAGCCGAGCCCCAGUCCUGUGGCUGGUUGACCUCACCAUCCCUCAUACUGGCUUUACUCACUAAGCACUUUAAGAUGCUGAUUGUUUAACACUGUGGAAAGCUGAUUAUGUUGUGUUGAUCUUGCACUUAUAGGCAACAGCCUAAUAAGCAGAGAAACCAUAUUGUGUUGCUGUAUAUUGACUGACUUGACUCACACAGACCAUGACUUGGAUACUUCCGAUUGGCCUUUCUGUUGUACAGUAGGUUAAUAUUGCACUCCCAAAACGAGUUUGUUCUGUGUGUGACUGAGUGCAUACUCAAUUACAUCAAGACCCAACUGACUCACCUUACCAUUUUAUAUUGGUUUAAUUUAACACUGCUGUGCAGUGUAUACGUCAUCGUAAGUCAGUGCACCAUGCUGUAUACAUUAAUCAAGGGCACUGUAAGUGUAUUGGGGACCUUGUAGUUUUAAACCAGUGAAGCUGGGCAGACCAAACAACAUCACGAGACAGCUUGUGAAGUCACAGUGUUCCUCUCCUGUCAUUCUGCAGCCUGGUACAAACAGCUCCACAUCUCUAAUAUCCUCUCUAUUUAGGCCCUGUUUGGAAGUACACAAAACAUUUUUGAUUCUCAAAAUAGUCAUAUGAUUCAGAGAUGUUUUUGGGGGGAGCAAAUCAGAUGGAUUUUGAAUUGUGUGUUCCCUUUAGAACAAUAUGCAAUAUACGAUCAACUCUUGUUGACGCAAUUGUGACACAAGCAUUGACAAAAAGCAUGAUGUUCCUCCGUUUCUAUUUGAGCACUUGGGUCAAAUGUAGUCAAUUGGAAUCAUCAAUGGAUAAGUAACAUUUCAGAAACUCAGAGAAGGACAUUGCCAUAUAAAGUUCCCAAAUGUAUCCUUUGAAGUUCCUUGUUUUAUCCAGAUUUAGCCCGGAAAUCAAUUGUUGGUUCCUUUCAUCAUUUUUGUAUCUUAUUACGUGCCCAUCACUUCUGGAAAUUGGUUUGCUUUUGACAAUGAAUAUAGAUAGAAAAUUACAGGAUAAAAAUAUUAUUGUAAGGCAAAAGAUAGUAAAUGACUAUAAGUGACAAUAUGUGACUUAAAUCAGAUGAAUGAUAUCUUCUCUGUCCUGCAUCAUCAACAGGCAUUGACUACAGUGUGAAGACGAUACUGGUGGACAACAGCCAGGUGGCGCUGCAGAUGUGGGAUACAGCAGGACAGGAGAGGUGGGAACUCUACUAACCUUUUUGCCUCAGCAGCUUUUGUUUUGCUUCAUGCAGUUAGGCUGUAUGGCAGUGAAGUGACAUAACUACUAUGGUUACAUUUCAGUAUUUUUACAUAUUUUAAUGAGACCAUGUUGCACAUGAUGCUAGAAAAUAGUAUAUUAUGAGACAAAAGUAUUAAAAGAUCAAAUGGGGGAAUUCUCAGUCUUAAGAUUACUCCCUUCACCACCAUUUCAUGAGAGGACUAUCAGAAUGGCGCUGCAAUGGAUAGCAGCCGUUUUACAGGCUCCUGAACAAUGUUUCUGCCAUCGUUUCCUAUGACCGAAAAGGUAUUCUGGACACCAGAACAGCGAUUAAUAACCUCAAUUUGGAUGAAGAUUUCUACUUCAACAAGUCAGAGGCGCAGGACGUACUGCUUACCCCGGACCAGACCCUAAUCCUAGAGAAAAGAGAGGCUGACAUGCGGGCACCCUGACGAAACUACGUCGGCGAGUACAUAAACUGCCUCUACCCUCCGUUCUAUUGGCGAACGUACAAUCAAUAGAGAUCAAACUGGACGAGCUUUGUUCAAGACUAUCCUAUCAACGGGACCUGAAGAACAGUAAUAUCCUAUGUUUCUCAGAGUUGUGGCUGAACAAGGACAUGGAUAAUUGAGUGUACAAAACAUUAGGAACACCACCUUUGCCCUCAGAACAGCCUCAAUUCGUUGGGGCAUGGACUCGACAAGGUGUCAAAAGCGUUCCACAGGGAUGCUGGCCCUUGUUGGCUCCAAUGCUUCCCACAGUUGGCUGGAUGUCCUUUGGGUGGGGGACCAUUCUUGAUACACACGGGAAACUGUUGAGCGUGAAAAACCCAGCGGCGUUGCAGUUCUUGACACACUCAAACCGGUGUGCCUGGCACCUACUACCAUACCCAGUUCAAAGGCACUUAAAUAUUUUGUCUUGCCAUUCACCCUCUGAAUGGCACACAUACACAAUCCAUAUUUCAAAGCUUAACAAUCCUUAUUUAACCUGUCUCCUCCCCUUCAUCUACACUGAUUUGAAGUGGAUUUAAAAGGUGACAUCAGUAAGGGAUCGUAGCUUUCACCUGGUCAGUAUAUGUCACGGAAAGAGUUCCUAAUGUUUUGUACACUCAGUGUACAUCUAGCUGGUUUUUCCAUGCAUCGGCAGGACAGAACGCCAGGGUCAGGUAAUCUCAAGGGGGGAGGUGUGUGUCUCUGUUAACAACAGCUGGUGUGCAAUCUCUAAUAUUAAGGAAGUCUCAAGGUUCUGCUCGCCUGAGUUAUAAUACCUCAUUAUAAGCUGUAGACCAUACUAAACUCAGAAGAAAGAAACGUUCUCUCACUGUCAACUGCGUUUAUUUUCAGCACACUUAACAUGAGUAGAUAUUUGUAUGAACAUAACAAGAUUCAACAACUGAGACAUAAACUGAACAAGUUCCACAGAAAUUGAAUAAUGUGUCCCUGAACAAAGGGGGGGGGGGGGUCAAAAUCAAAAGUAACAGUCAGUAUCUGGUGUGGCCAGCAGCUGCAUUAAGUACUGCAGUGCAUCUCCUCCUCAUGGACUGCACCAGAUCUGCCAGUUCUUGCUGUGAGAUGUUACCCCACUCUUCCACUAAGGCACCUGCAAGUUCCCGGACAUUUCUGGGGGGAAUGGCCCUAGCCCUCACCCUCCGAUCCAACAGGUACCAGACGUGCUCAAUGGGAUUGAGAUCCGGGCUCUUCGUUGGCCAUGGCAGAUCACUGACAUUCCUGUCUUGCAGGAAAUCACGCACAGAAUGAGCAGUAUGGCUGGUGGCAUUGUCAUGCUGGAGGGUCAUGUCAGGAUGAGCCUGCAGGAAGGAUACCACAUGAGGGAGGAGGAUGUCUUCCCUGUAACGCACAGCGUUGCGAUUGCUUGCAGUGACAACAAGCUCAGUCCGAUGAUGCUGUGACACACCGCCCCGUCCUUCGACGAUUAACGCGAAUCCGAACAUCACCCCUGGUGAGACAAAACCUUGACUCGUCAGUGAAGAGCACUUUUUGCCAGUCCUGUCUGGUCCAGCGACGGUGGGUUUGUGCCCAUAGGCGACGUUGUUGCCGGUGAUGUCUGGUGAGGACCUGUCUUACAACAGGCCUACAAGCCCUCAGUCCAGCCUCUAUCAGCCUAUUGCGGACAGUCUGAGCACUGAUGGAGAGAUUGUGCGUUCCUGGUGUAAUUCGGGCAGUUGUUGAUGCCAUCCUGUACCUGUCCCGCAGGUGUGAUGUUCAGAUGUACCGAUCCUGUGCAGGUGUUGUUACACGUGGUCUGCCACUGCGAGGACGAUCAGCUGUCCGUCCUGUCUCCCUGUAGCGCUGUCUUAGACGUCUCACAGUACGGACAUUGCAAUUUAUUGCCCUGGCCACAUCUGCAGUCCUCAUGCCUCCUUGCAGCAUGCCUAAGGUACGUUCAUGCAGAUGAGCAGGAACCCUGGGCAUCUUUCUUUUGGUGUUUUUCAGAGUCAGUAGAAAGGCCUAUUUAGUGUCCUAAGUUUUCAUAACUGUGACCUUAAUUGCCUACCGUCUGUAAGCUGUUAGUGUCUUAACGACCGUUCCACAGGUGCAUGCUCAUUAAUUGUUUAUGGUUCAUUGAACAAGCAUGGGAAACAGUGUUUAAACCCUUUACAAUUAAGAUCUGUUUAGUUAUUUGGAUUUUUACGAAUUAUCUUUGAAAGACAGGGUCCUGAAAAAGGGACGUUUCUUUUUUUACCAAGAUAGUUUUAAUCUAUAUUUUUCGUAGCUGUCUUUUUAGAAUCACAAACCAAUGCUGGCACUAAGACUGCACUCAACGAGCUCUAUAGGGGCCAUAAGCAAACAAGGAAAUGCUCAUCCAGAAGCAAAUGCUCAUACUACAUCGGCUCUGACGCUCGUCGGAUGUGGCAGGGCUUGCAAACUAUCACGGAUUAUAAAGGGAAACCCAGCCACGAGCUGCCCAGUGACGCGAGCCUACCAGAUGAGCUGAAUGCCUUCUAUGCUGACUUCGAGGCAAGCAAAACUGAUCCAUGCAUGAGAGAACCAGCUGUUCUGGACGACCGUGUGAUCAUGCUCUCCGUAGCCGAUGUGAAUAAGACCUUUAAACAGGUUAAUAUUCACAUGGCCGCAGGGCCAGACGGAUUACCAGGACGCAUACUCAGAGCAUGUGCUGAGCAGCUGGCAAGAGUGUUCACUGACAUUUUCAACCUCUCCCUUACCCAGUCUGUGAUACCUACAUGUUUCAAGCAGACCACCAUAGUCCCUGUGCCCAAGAACGCCAAGGUAACCUGUCUAAAUGACUAGUGCACCGUAGCACUCACAUCUGUAGCCAUCAAAUGCUUUGAAAGGCUGGUCAUGGCUCACAUCAACACCCUCAUCCUAGACACCCUGGACCCGUCCAAUUCGCAUACCGCCCCAACAAAUCCAUAGAUGACGCAGUCUUGAUUGCACUCCACACUGCCCUAUCCCAUCUGGACAAGAAGAAUACCUAUGUAAGAAUGCAGUUCAUUGACUACAGCUCAGCCUUCAACACCAUAGUGCCCUCCAAACUCAUCACUAAGCUCGGGGCCUUAGGUCUAAACCCUGCCCUGUGCACUGGGUCCUGGACUUCCUGACUGCCCGACCCUAGGUGGUGAAAGUAGGCAACAACACAUUCGCCAUGCUGACCCUCAACACAUACUUAGUCCCCUCCUGUACUCCCUGUUCACCCACGACUGCGUGGCCGCGCACGACUUCAAAACCAUCAUUAAAGUUCGCAGACGACACAACGGUGGUAGGCCUGAUCACCGACAACGAUGAGACAGCCUAUAGGGAGGAGGUCAGAGACCUGGCAGUGUGGUGCCAGGACAACAGCCUCUCUCUCAACGUCAGCAAGACAAAAGAGCUGAUCGUGGACUACAGGAAACGGAGGGCCGAGCACGCCCCCAUUCACAUCGACUGGGCUGUAGUGGACUGGGUUGAAAGCUUCACGUUCCUUGGUGUCCACUAAGGAUCUAUCAAGGUCCACACACACCAACACAGUCGUUAAAAGGUCACGACAACGCCUCUUCCCCCUCAGGAGGCUGAAAAGAUUUGGCAUGGGCCCUCAGAUCCUCAAAAAGUUAUACAGCUGCACCAUUGAGAGCAUCUUGACUGGCUGCAUCACUGUUUGGAAUGGCAACUGUUUGACAUCCGACCGUGCCAUCCAGGACCUCUAUACCAGGCUGUGUCAGAGGAUGGCCCUAAAAAUGGUCAAUGACUCCAGCCACGCAAGUCAUAGACUGUUCUCUCUGCUACCGCACUGCAAGCGGUACCGAUGCACCAAUCUGGAACCAACAGGACCCUGAACAGCUUCUACCCUAAACCAUAAGACUGCUAAAUAGUUAUUUAAAUAGUUGACCAGAUAGCUACCUGGACUACCUGUAUUUACCUUUUUUGCACUAACUAGUUAUAUGUAAAUAUCUACCUCAAUUACCUCUUACCCCUGCACAUCGACUCGGUACUGGUACUGGGGCAGCAGGUGGCCUAGUGGUUAAGAACAUUGGGCCAGUAACCAAAAGGUCACUGGUUCGAAUCCCCGAGCCGACUAGGGGAAAAAUCUGUCUGUGCCCUUAAGCAAGGCACUUAACCCUAAUUGCUCCUGUAAAUUGCUCUGGAUAAGAGCGUCUGCUAAAUGACAAUAAUAUACUGGUACCUCUUGUAUAUAGCCAAGUUAUUGUUACUCUUUGUGUAUUUACUUUUAUUAUUAUGUGUUUUCUUUCUCUAUUUUCUUUCUCUCUGCAUUGUUGGGAAGGGCCCGUUAGUAAGCAUUUCACUCUUAGUCUACACCUGUUGUUUACGAAGCAUGUGACGAAUACAAUUUUAUUUGAUUUAAGGUAUCGCAGCAUCACCAAGCAGUUCUUCCGCAAGGCUGACGGUGUGGUAGUCAUGUAUGACAUCACUGCUGAGCAGAGCUUUAUUGCAGUGAGGCAGUGGCUGACCAGUGUACAGGUAGGAUGAGCCCAAACACGUCACUGCUCACCUCUGACAUAGUACACAUAGCUCAGAGAAAUGUAGAUAGCACUGAGGGUUUCCUCCUGCUCAAUAGCACAUUCACUGUAGGCCUACAUAACAUUUGAUGUACAAUAUCAGAUCACAUGCGCUACUUAUUGUAAUUCAUACAGGAUAUCUGUAGAGGCACGAUACAAGAUACCAUUACGCAUUUGGUGACACAGUUCAGAGUACAUCAUGUCCACUACACUGAUAAAGCCAUGGAAUGACUCAGUGUCCAUCAUCUCUGUCUCUCUUCACAGGAGGGGGCUGGUGAGGACAUUCCCAUCAUGUUGCUGGGGAAUAAAAUGGACAAGUGGAGCGAGCGGAAGGUUCAGACAAGAGUGGGCGAGAAAUUAGCCAAGGUCUGUCUAUCAGCCAUUCCUGGGCAUUGUGUUAAUGGCCCAGUCUUCAACCCACAGGCUUCACAGUACCCACACAUAUUCUCACUGAAUAAGUAAAAGCAACAAAAUGAGGCUUUUUAACGAGACGUGUGUGGGUCUCAUUAAUAGGGCCCAGGAUAUUUUUUCUUCUUCCUACGUCCUUCUAUGUUUUCUUUUUCCUUUCUUUUCUUUGGGUCUGUAGUUUCUAUGGUGAUAGAUAAUUGCUGUGCCUCAGAUCAGUCAAGAGCUGCUCUUCUUUUUCAUUUUGCUCCUAUGGCCAUUAGUCCAGACAAUGUUUACCUUAAUGCUACUAAGGAGGCCUGAGUACCAGUAGAUAGCGGUGUGGGAGAGGAGAGACUGAUAGCCGCUUCCAAUCACAGCACUGUACGUCCCAUUGAAUUCCUGUUUGCCAUCUGGUAAAGACUUAUCAAAUCUCCUUUGCAGGACUGCCAGUUGAUUUUCUACGAGUGCAGUGCUUGCUCCGGACAAAACGUGGUAGAAUCAAUGGUAAAUUUGGCAAGGUGAGUUGAGUAAAGUGCUGUGAGGGAUUUUUAACAGGACAUAAGUCCUACUUCUUCCACAUUACUAUUGUCUUAAAACUAUUAUUUGUCAUUUUGAUUUUGGCCAUUAAUUAACAAGGCUACAGUGCAUUCUGAAAGUAUUCAGACCCCUUGACUUUUUCCACAUUUUGUUACAGCCUUAUUCUAAAAUGGAUUAAAUAGUUUUUUCCCCCCUUAUCAAUCUACUCACAAUACCCCAUAAUGACAAAGCAAAAACAGGUUUUUAGAAAUGUUUGCAAAUGUAUUAAAUAGAAAACUGAAAUAUUACAUUUACAUUACAUUUACAUCAUUUAGCAGACGCUCUUAUCCAGAGCGACUUACAAAUUGGUGCAUUCACCUUAUAGCCAGAGGGAUAAGCACUUUACAAGGUGUAUUUUGUCUUUAAUUUUUUUUUCUGUUAUUAUUAUUAUUUUUUGUAUUUUUUUUUUAAAUUUAAAUUUUUAAAUCUUUUUAUUAUUAUUUUUAUUUUUUUGGGGGGGCGGGUGGGUUGGGGUAAGGGAGGGGUAGAAGGAUUACUUUAUCCUAUCCCAGGUAUUCCUAAAGAGGUGGGGUUUCAAAUGUCUCCAGAAGGUGGUGAGUGACUCCGCUGUCCUGGCGUCGUGAGGGAGCUUGUUCCACCAUUGGGGUGCCAGAGCAGCGAACAGUUUUGACUGCGCUGAGCGGGAACUAUGCUUCCGCAGAGGAAGGGGAGCCAGCAGGCCAGAGGUGGAUGAACGCAAUGCCCUCGUUUGGGUGUAGGGACUGAUCAGAGCCUGAAGGUACGGAGGUGCCGUUCCCCUCACAGCUCCAUAGGCAAGCACCAUGGUCUUGUAACAGAUGCGAGCUUCAACUGGAAGCCAGUGGAGUGUGCGGAGGAGGGGGGUGACGUGAGAGAACUUGGGAAGGUUGAACACCAGACGGGCUGCGGCAUUCUGGAUGAGUUGUAGGGGUUUAAUGGCACAGGCAGGGAGCCCAGCCAACAGCGAGUUGCAGUAAUCCAGACAGGAGAUGACAAGUGCCUGGAUUAGGACCUGUGCCGCUUCCUGUGUAAGGCAGGGUCGUACUCUCCGAAUGUUGUAGAGCAUGAACCUACAGGAUCGGGUCACCGCCUUGAUGUUAGCGGAGAACGACAGGGUGUUGUCCAGGGUCACGCCAAGGCUCUUCGCACUCUGGGAGGAGGACACAACGGAGUUGUCAACCGUGAUGGCGAGAUCAUGGAACAGGCAGUCCUUCCCCGGGAGGAAGAGCAGCUCCGUCUUGCCAAGGUUCAGCUUGAGGUGGUGAUCCGUCAUCCAUACUGAUAUGUCUGCCAGACAUGCAGAGAUGCGAUUCGCCACCUGGUUAUCAGAAGGGGGAAAGGAGAAGAUUAGUUGUGUGUCGUCAGCGUAGCAAUGAUAGGAGAGGCCAUGUGAGGAUAUGACAGAGCCAAGUGACUUGGUGUAUAGCGAGAAUAGGAGAGGGCCUAGAACUGAGCCCUGGGGGACACCAGUGGUGAGAGCACGUGGUGCGGAGACAGCUUCUCGCCACGCCACUUGGUAGGAGCGACCGGUCAGGUAGGACGCAAUCCAAGAGUGAGCCGCGCCGGAGAUGCCCAGCUCGGAGAGGGUGGAGAGGAGGAUCUGAUGGUUCACAGUAUCAAAGGCAGCAGACAGGUCUAGAAGGACAAUAGCAGAGGAGAGAGAGUUAGCUUUAGCAGUGCGGAGAGCCUCCGUGACACAGAGAAGAGCAGUCUCAGUUGAAUGACCAGUCUUGAUACCUGACUGGUUUGGAUCAAGAAGGUCAUUCUGAGAGAGAUAGCAAGAGAGUUGGCUAAAGACGGCACGCUCAAUAGUUUUGGAGAGAAAAGAAAGAAGAGAUACUGGUCUGUAGUUGUUGACAUCAGAGGGAUCGAGUGUUGGUUUUUUGAGAAGGGGUGCAACUCUCGCUCUCUUGAAGACGGAAGGGACAUAGCCAGCGGUCAAGGAUGAGUUGAUCAGCGAGGUGAGGUAGGGGAGAAGGUCAACGGAGAUGGUCUGGAGAAGAGAGGAGGGGAUAGGGUCAAGCGGGCAGGUUGUUGGGCGGCCUGCAGUCACAAGUCGCAAGAUUUUAUCUGGAGAGAGAGGGGAGAAAGAAGUCAAAGCAUAGGGUAGGGCAGUGUGAGCAGGACCAGCAGUGUCAUUUGACUUAACAAACGAGGAUCGGUUGACGAAGUCAUCCACGAGGAGGAGGAGGAGGGGGGGUGGGGGGGGAUUCAGCAGGGAGGAGAAUGUGGCAAAGAGCUUCCUAGGGUUAGAGGCAGAUGCUUGGAAUUUAGCGUGGUAGAAAGUGGCCUUAGCAGCAGAAACAGAUGAAGAAAAUGUAGAGAGGAGGGAGUGAAAAGAUGCCAGGUCCGCAGGGAGUCUAGUUUUCUUCCAUUUCCGCUCAGCUGCCCGGAGCUCUGUUCUGUGAGCUCGCAAUGAGUCAUCAAGCCACGGAGCUGGGGGGGAGGACCGAGCCGGCCGGGAGGAUAUGGGACAUAGAGAGUCAAAGGAUGCAGAAAGGGAGGAGAGGAGGGUUGAGGAGGCAGAAUCAGGAGAUUGGAGGGAGAAGGAUUGAGCAGAGGGAAGAGAUAAUAGGAUGGAAGAGGAGAGAGUAGCGGGAGAGAGAGAGCGAAGGUUGCGACGGCGCAUUACCAUCUGUGUAGGGGCAGAGUGAGUAGUGUUGGAGGAGAGAGAGAGAGAAAAGGAUACAAAGUAGUGGUCGGAGACAUGGAGGGGAGUUGCAGUGAGAUUAGUAGAAGAACAGCAUCUAGUAAAGAUGAGGUCAAGCGUAUUGCCUGCCUUGUGAGUAGGGGGGGACGGUGAGAGGGUGAGGUCAAAAGAGGAGAGGAGUGGAAAGAAGGAGGCAGAGAGAAAUGAGUCAAAUGUAGACGUAGGGAGGUUGAAAUCCCCCAGAACUGUGAGGGGUGAGCCAUCCUCAGGAAAGGAACUUGUCAAACUCAUUGAUGAACUAUCCAAGGGAACCUGGAGGGCGAUAGAUGACAAGGAUAUUAAGCUUAAAUGGGCUAGUGACUGUGACAGCAUGCAAUUCAAAUGAGGAGAUAGACAGAUGGGUUAGGGGAAAAUUGAGAAUGUCCACUUGGGAGAGAUGAGGAUUCCUGUGCCACCACCCCGCUGACCAGAUGCUCUCGGGGUAUGCGAGAACACAUGGUCAGACGAGGAGAGAGCAGUAGGAGUAGCAGUGUUUUCAGUGGAAAUCCAUGUUUCCGUCAGCGCCAAGAAGUCGAGGGACUGGAGGGUAGCAUAGGCUGGGAUGAAGUCUGCCUUGUUGGCUGCCUGAGACCUGGAACUCCAGGUGGGUGGUGCGUGCAGGGACCACCAGGUUAGAGAGGCAGCAGCCACGCGGUGUGAGGCGUUUGUGUAGCCUGUGCGGAGAUGAGAGAACCGGGAUAGGCAGAGGCAUAGUUGACAGGCUGCAGCAAAUGGCUACAAUAAUGCAGAGGAGAUCGGAAUGAAAUUAACUAAACAUCUGGGAAAGGAGAGAGCGGGGCCUCCCUCAGCACAACUCCCAAAUAUAACUCUCCCAACUUCCACCUCAGAAACUAUAAUUGUUGUAAACUACAACGGUUCAAUGUUUCUAGGAAUAGACUAACUCAGUUUAUUCAGCUAGCUAACUAGGUGCAGUAUUAUUCCGUGAAAAUCGUCCGGGCAUCAAGUCAUAUGACGCCACAGCCAGCUAGCAUGCCGGACUCCAGCAACACGGUUUAGCGCCAAUACUCUGCCACAACAAACCACCAGUGUAUCAACACGCACGCAGAUCGUUCGUGUCCGUGUCUAACGUUGUGGGUUAGUCCCGACAGCUUGAGCGAGUCCGUCGUCAACUUAUUCAGCCAGUUAGUUAGCUAGAAUAGUUAGCAAACUAGCUAGCCAUUGCUUUCAGACAAAGAAGAACCCCUCCUUUCACGGCACGAACACACAGAGAGAGCCAAACUAACGUUAGCUAGUUUGGCUCUAUUAUUUGGCAGCGAUUACAGCCUUGAGUCUUCUUGGGUAUGACGCUACAAGCUUGGCACCCCUGUAUUUGGAGAGUGUCGUGGUAAUUAUAAUAAUCAAAGGAGAAUCAAAUCAAAUCAAAUUUUAUUGGUCACAUGCGCCGAAUACAACAGGUUUAGACAUUACAGUGAAAUGCUUACUUACAGCCCUUAACCAACAGUGCAUUUAUUUUUAACAAAAAAAGUAAAAAUAAAACAACAACAAAAAAAGUGUUUAGAAAAAAAAGAGCAGAAGUAAAAUAAAGUAACAGUAGGGAGGCUAUAUAUACAGGGGGGUACCGUUGCAGAGUCAAUGUGCGGGGGCACCGGCUAGUUGAGGUAGUUGAGGUAAUAUGUACAUGUGGGUAGAGUUAAAGUGACUAUGCAUAAAUAAUUAACAGAGUAGCAGCAGUGUAAAAAGGAUGGGGUGGGGGGGCAGUGCAAAUAGUCCGGGUAGCCAUGAUUAGCUGUUCAGGAGUCUUAUGGCUUGGGGGUAGAAGCUGUUGAGAAGUCUUUUGGACCUAGACUUGGCACUCCGGUACCGCUUGCCGUGCGGUAGCAGAGAGAACAGUCUAUGACUAGGGUGGCUGGAGUCUUUGACAAUUUUGAGGGCCUUCCUCUGACACCGCCUGGUAUAGAGGUCCUGGAUGGCAGGAAUCUUGGCCCCAGUGAUGUACUGGGCAGUACGCACUACCCUCUGUAGUGCCUUGCGGUCGGAGGCCAAGCAGUUGCCAUACCAGGCGGUGAUGCAACCAGUCAGGAUGCUCUCGAUGGUGCAGCUGUAGAAUUUUUUGAGGAUCUGAGGACCCAUGCCAAAUACUUUCAGUCUCCUGAGGGGGAAUAGGCUUUGUCGUGCCCUCUUCACGACUGUCUUGGUGUGUUUGGACCAUGAUAGUUCGUUGGUGAUGUGGCACCAAGGAACUUGAAGCUCUCAACCUGUUCCACUACAGCCCCGUCGAUGAGAAUGGGGGCGUGCUCAGUCCUCUUUUUUUUCCUGUAGUCCACAAUCAUCUCCUUUGUCUUGGUCACGUUGAGGGAGAGGUUGUUGUCCUGGCACCACACGGCCAGGUCUCUGACCUCCUCCCUAUAGGCUGUCUCAUCGUUGUCGGUGAUCAGGCCUACCACUGUUGUGUCGUCGGCAAACUUAAUGAUGGUGUUGGAGUCGUGCCUGGCCAUGCAGUCAUGGGUGAACAGAGAGUACAGGAGGGGACUGAGCACGCACCCCUGAGGGGGCCCCCGUGUUGAGGAUCAGUGUGGCAGAUGUGUUGUUACCUACCCUUACCACCUGGGGGCGGCCCGUCAGAAAGUCCAGGAUCCAGUUGCAGAGGGAGGUGUUUAGUCCCAGGAUCCUUAGCUUAGUGAUGAGCUUAGAGGGCACUAUGGUGUUGAAUGCUGAUUUGUAGUCAAUGAAUAGCAUUCUCACGUAGGUGUUCCUCUUGUCCAGGUGGGAAAGGGCAGUGUGGAGUGCAAUAGAGAUUGCAUCAUCUGUGGAUCUGUUGGGGCGGUAUGCAAAUUGGAGUGGGUCUAGGGUUUCUGGGAUAAUGCUGUUGAUGUGAGCCAUGACCAGCCUUUCAAAGCACUUCAUGGCUACAGACGUCAGUGCUACGGGUCGGUAGUCAUUUAGGAGAGACUUGUAGAUUUCUUCAAAACCAUCAAACUGUAUUAUUUAAUUACUGCAGUAAUGGAACGUUAAUGGUCAUCCAGUGGUGUAGAGUUAAGGCCCAAAUAAUAAGGGUUAGGUUACAACUUUUUAUAGUAUUUGAGUCCUCGUGACGAGGAACAGAAAUGUGACUUCAUACAAAAAGGUACAUUGUGCUCUCAUGCAACAGACAGCAAGAUGUACAUGGCGCCAAAUAUCUGUCUAGUUCAUUUACUACUUGUUUAUAUAGAAAUACUAAUGCAACAUAGGAUACUAAGUCCUUCCCUUAAUUUAUGAAGUCCAGUGCUCAUUAAUAAUUUGGAGGGAGUGUUUUCUUCACCCUGGCAGACAGACCAGCAUUUAACAUAGACACUACUAAUGGAAUGGAGUGUUUUCUUAUCACCAGGCCAUCGUAAAUCAACUGUCAGCAUUAAGCCUCAGAGGCUCCUCUCGGAAGAACAGACAUUGUGAAAGUACUAAUAUAGGAACACAUUCUAAUAUAAAAGUAAUGUGAUUAACAAUGUUGUAAUUCUACAACAUUCCCCUAUUCUGAGACUCAUCUCAAUUUAAAGAUAAUUACUACUUUAAAAAAAACAUUAAUACACAUGUAGAAAACCAAAUGAGGCAUCAAACAUAAAAAAACGUCCUUGCACUAUUAUACUACCAUUGUAAAUGACCAUCCGUUAGUUCAUUGAGCUUUUAAACUUAACAUAAAAGGAUCCUUUAUUGGGAAUGAUAUAAACAUUAAAAUAUAAUUAAGAAAUUAUCAGAAAUCGGAAUACAUUUUAUCAGUAUGAAACACAAUCAUCAUGUUGAUACUGAGCAUACUCCCAUAGUGGAAAUAACUAUUCCCAUAACACCAUCUGUAGAAACUAAAAUUAGCAUAUGUUGUUGGACAAAUCCAGGUAGUGACUCCCGGUUUAAGUAAAAUGUAUUCUGUUUAGUGCCUAAUGAACAUGACCCAGGACAAGCAUCAUGAUCCCGCUAUUUAUAAGGCAACGCCUAUGGACUCUGUUACAUUAGCAUAGUUCCUGAGUAUUAUCAUUAUCAUCAAAAAUGUAAAUUUGGUAUUGGAUAUAGGUCAAAAUAGAUUAGGAUCAGUUUCACUCUCAGGAUCAGAGUUCACCCCCUUCAUUCACCAGGGCAUGCUGAGAAUAGUUGAAAAAUAAAAGGAGAGCUGCACACUCUAGGAGCUCUGAUGCAAUCAUUUAAUAACCUAAUAACCAACGUUUCGACAGACAAGCUGUCUUCAUCAGAGAAUAGUGUCAAUAUCUUUAGUACAUAACUUCUUUACCCAUGUCACAAUUAGCAUAACAAUCAAACCCUAACAUUAAUUGCUUCACUCAUAUAAUCAUUACCAUACUAUAAACAUACUAAAAUCAAUUAGUCCGUUUUCUAAAAAUCAUUCAGUUUCCCAAUCAUAAUCAAAACUAUUAAUUAUCCAACCCAAAUGUAGAAUGACAAUGCUUCAGUGAUUCACAUUAGUUAUAUCACUCAAAGUUAAAACCCUCAACUUAGCACACAUAGACACUGGCAGAAUGUACAUUUAUAUUAACAUACAGUAUAUUCAUCAAUUUUAGUAUUAACUUUCUCAUCACGAUGUAUAAUUACAGAUCAGUAUCUUAAUGCAUUCUUAAUCUAAAUUACUAUAAAUUUAGCAGUGUAUAGACCUCCACAAAUCAACCUCAUACCCCAAAAUAAACAAUUUUAGACAAGCCUAAAUCAAUUAAGGCACAGUUGACCAUCCCCGGCGCUAAAUCUUCUGGUGUCUCUUCAUUUUCUUCUUCAGAUAGCUUUAUAGUUCAAAGUGGAUGGCCCAUGAUAAUGUCCCAAUUUCAAUGUCUCACAUGGGCCUGCCACCUUUACCACCCAUUAUGUCUUGUCCAUUUGCCAACCAGUAUACUAGCAACAUGAGAAGUUUUGGAACGGAUCUCUCUUCAUGCUCACUCCACGUGGACUCCUGUCACACUCUUGAGAGAAAAGGCAUGAGAGAAAAAGCAGUUGAUAGCUUCGAUUGGAUGCUGUGUACAGGUUGCUAGCUCGGACUCAGGUCUCUUGGUAGAAGUGGUGCAGGACCAUACUGAACGCCAUUUUCUUCAAACGGUUAGAGGGGGUUUUGAGGUUCCCACCGUUCUCGGCCGAAUUAUCCCUUUCAUGCAUAUAGAUACCAUCUGUAGUCACCUUCACCAUAACGUCGAGAGAGGACAGAUCAGAACAACAGUUCAGUUCAGUUCAUUUCUGAUUCAGGAAAUCCAGACUUUAAGCAGAACGAACACCUUCUAAAGGAAACAAACCCAGAACCCCUUUCCGGUAAUCUUAUCAUUGUAACCUGUUGCAUUGAUUCAGUAAAAAUAUAAACCUGUUGAAGGUUCUAGAUUUGCUAAUCAACAAGUUGGUGCUGUCUCAUCAGAGUAAUAGUCAAAACUAACUGCAAUCCACUGUUCCACGUAAUGUAAACAUAUUAUCAGUUUAGAAUACAUUAACUGUUUUUUUAAAUCACCAGUGUUACCCGAACUAUAGAAUUGAGUGAUAAUAAUUAGAAAAUAUAAAAAACAUCUCUGCAUUUAACUUAGUCAAAACUCUACACCAAACUAUCCACUACGUCCCUUACAGCCUGCUCGAUUUCAACAAGCACCAGUUGCUUACACCCGCAGACUCUUCUAUUCGUUCCGUGUAGCUCAGUUGGUAGAGCAUGGUGCUCGCAACGCCAGGGUUGUGGGUUCGAAUCCCACGGGGGGCCAGUAUGAAAAAUGUAUGCACUCACUAAACUGUAAGUCGCUCUGGAUAAGAGCGUCUGCUAAAUGACUAAAAUGUAAAUGUAAACAAAAUUAAAAAAUUAAAAACCCAUUCUCAAACAACGUUCUGCGUUUACCUCUAUCGUAAGGUAAAAAAAGAAAACAUUUACAACUUUCUCUUCUCUUCCUGCUUCACACUCAUGAAAUGUCCAUUACUUUAAAAUUAACAUGUAAUGCGCCAAAUUUAUCAAAUACGUCAGUCAAUCCAUAAGGAAAAAGAUACAUUCCGAUGGGAGCUAAAAUAGUUCACAACACUAGAGCCUCUGUCUGCCCACAACUUCAAUUCAUUGCUGUUGUAGCCUUGUAUUAUCAUGCAAUAAUGAAUACCCAUGUUUAGUUAUCAACCAUGAUCAUGGUCACAGCUCUAUCACAAUUACCUAUCCGCUAUUAAUAGAAUGCAUUAGAUAUAGGUAACAGUCCCUUCUGAUUAGACUACAGGUAAUAAAACACUUGUUGACAAUCAUAUAUUCAAUUAAUAUCCAUAGUAUUAAUAUUCAAUGUAGUGAUUUAAAUUACGACCCCAUUCUCAGUAGUUUCCACCAGCAAACCAUUAGGCAACACAAAACAUUAUUACAUUUACAUUUCAGUCAUUUAGCAGAUGCUCUUAUCCAGAGCGACUUACAGUUAGUGAGUGCAUACUUUUUUUUUUUCAUACUGGCCACCCCGUGGGAAUCGAACACACAUCCCUGGCGUUGCAAGCGCCAUGCUCUACCAACUGAGCUACAAGGGAAAUCGUCCCGCUAUUCAUGUUGAAUAAAUUAGCCUUUCAAUUUGAACUAAGCAAGCUGCUAAAUCAUUCAGUAUAUAUCUUAAAAUAAACACUGGCUGCUAUAUCUAUCGAAGCAAACCAUACCAAUAGUUUGAAUUACAAUCAGAAACCCAGAUUUUAGUCAGUAACAUAGAACCUAUGCCUAUUGAAAUGACAAGUAAAUCCCGCAAAUAACCCAAAGCAGAUUAUCUUUUCCCUUGCGACAGAAUGAAAUUCCUUUAUUACAUCACAUUUGCACAGCAAUGAGUAUUAUCUUGAUAUAAAUAACGUUGAGAUUCCACCUUAAUUCGCUCUAACUGUACGAAAUAAACUAAUUUCAGGCCUUAUGGGCAGUUUUGGUUUUAAUGUAUUACCGGGGCGGAGAAAAUCCCAUAAGCGUUUUAUAGUUGCAUCAUUAGGGUAAGUCAAUUCCCCAUACUUCCCAAAAGUGGACAUAUGCCAAUCAGUUUCUGAGACUAUUUCCCAGUUAAUGCUCUAACUUUAUCUUUAUCAAAUUAUCCAUAAAUGGGACUAACUCAGAAAAUAUUUUAUUUUUUCCCACCCCUUACGUUUGGGUGCGCAAAUUGGUAUAUGAAUAUUAUACAUUCCAUUAUUAAUUCAUCAAAUCUGUAGUAAUAGAUUAUACACACAUACAAUUUGUCACAUUUUCAUACAUUCACAGAAUCUAUAUAUAACGUUAGAAAUCUUAGGUACUCACAUCCACCACUCCAUGUGCGUUGUCAUACUCCCAACGAAAAAUACAAAAUAAAGUUUCCCGGACGCUGCCCUGCGGGUCAUGGGAAUAAUGCUCCACACGUAUCCUCAGUUCUCUAGACUUCCAGAAGUUAGACUUGCCGCUACUGUCUAAAAUAACAUCCCACACUCAAUACCACCCUGUGAUAUUCAAUGAUGGCCAGUGAUGGACGCAACCCCAAGAUAACGUUACAUAUCGAAACGUAUUAUCCACAUUUAAAUCAGAUUAUUAUACACAUUUCUAUAUUUUAUUAUCCAAACCACAGAUUAAGACUUAUUUCCACAUUCACACAACUCUCAUUUCACAUUCACACAAUACUAUUCCCAAACACACUGAAUCAACAUUGUUAUAACCUGCAGGAAUAUUUUAUUCUAUAACGGGCCCAAAUUUGGAAUGUCAAAUCUAUUACAUUAACAUUUUACCAUAACCAAUUUUCCCAUAAUCAUAAAUCUCUAAGGUUUCCAAAUUUGGGAAACCUGCAGGGAUCGGUCCCCCCGAGAUACAAUGGCCGGACCACACCCUAAAAGACUGGCCGAAAUACAAUGUCUAGACGUCAGAUACACCGUACACGCAACCUGUUCUCCAAACAGGAUUUCUUAUACUUCAAUUGUAGAUCGCCGACAUUCCUAGGGUUCAUAAUGAGAUCCAGUAUCUCACAAAAGUGAGUACACCCCUCACAUUUUUGUAAAUAUUUUAAAUAUUUGAGUAUAUAUUUUCAUGUGACAACACUGAAGAAAUGACACUUUGCUACAAUGUAAAGUAGUGAGUGUACAGCUUGUAUAACAGUGUAAAUGUGCUGACCCCUCAAAAUAACACAACACACAGCCAUUAAUGUCUAAACCGCUGACAACAAAAGUGAGUACACCCCUAAGUGAAAAUGUCCAAAUUGGGCCCAAAGUGUCAAUAUUUUGUGUGGCCACCAUCAUUUUCCAGCACUGCCUUAACCCUCUUGGGCAUAGAGUUCACCAGAGCUUCACAGGUUGCCACUGGAGUCCUCUUCCACUCCUCCAUGACGACAUCACGGAGCUGGUGGAUGUUAGAGACCUUGCACUCCUCCACCUUCCGUUUGAGGAUGCCCCACAGAUGCUCAAUAGGGUUUAGGUCUGGAGACAUGCUUGGCCAGUCCAUCACCUUUACCCUCAGCUUCUUUAGCAAGGCAGUGGUCGUCUUGGAGGUGUGUUUGGGGUCAUUAUCAUGUUGGAAUACUGCCCUGCGGCCCAGUCUCCGAAGGGAGGGGAUCAUGCUCUGCUUCAGUAUGUCACAGUACAUGUUGGCAUUCAUGGUUCCCUCAAUGAACUGUAGCUCCCCAGUGCUGGCAGCACUCAUGCAGCCCCAGACCAUGACACUCCCACCACCAUGCUUGACUGUAGGCAAGACACACUUGUCUUUGUACUCCUCACCUGGUUGCCGCCACAAACGCUUGACACCAUCUGAACCAAAUACGUUUAUCUUGGUCUCGUCAGACCACAGGACAUGGUUCCAGUAAUCCAUGUCCUUAGUCUGCUUGUCUUCAGCAAACUGUUUGCGGGCUUUCUUGUGCAUCAUCUUUAGAAGAGGCUUCCUUCUGGGACGACAGCCAUGCAGACCAAUUUGAUGCAGUGUGCGGCGUAUUGUCUGAGCACUGACAGGCUGACCCCCCACCCCUUCAACCUCUGCAGCAAUGCUGGCAGCACUCAUACGUCUAUUUCCCAAAGACAACCUCUGGAUAUGACGCUGAGCACGUGCACUCAACUUCUUUGGUCGACCAUGGCGAGGCCUGUUCUGAGUGGAACCUGUCCUGUUAAACCGCUGUAUGGUCUUGGCCACCGUACACUGUACACUCACUACUUAUACUAGUUAUACAAGCUGUACACUCACUACUUUACAUUGCAGCAAAGUGUCAUUUCUUCAGUGUUGUCACAUGAAAAGAUAUACUCAAAUAUUUACAAAAAUGUGAGGGGUGUACUCACCUUUGUGAGAUACUGUACCUAUUUAUCUUUUCCAAACCUACUCCACGUCCCUCAGGAAUAGUUUCAAUAAUGAACACCCUUUUUGCCUAACUGCCCACUUCUUACCUAGGUAAAUAAGAGACUAUACUCGCUUUUCCAACCUACCCCACAACCUAGGAUAAGGGUAACAUGUCUUUCAAGAAAAAUAUAUCAUUAGCUACGUGAAAUUUAUUUUUUCUUCCCCACUCAACAUUUUCGCCUAAACUGCCCACUCAACAAUGUUCAAUAAAUGUUCAACAUCUACGACUAAAUUGCCCACUCAACAUUAACAAUGUUCAAUUAAUGUUCAACUAGUACUAUUAAUUCUGUGCACUUUCAAGUUUAAUUAUUGAAAGAAAUCAGUCUCACCCUUAAUCUAAUUCUGUUCGAAAUGAUGUAUCCAUUCAGCUGACUCUCCCAGCCAGGUGGGGAUCCGAUUUGCGCCGUCUAGUGGAGUGUGGCUUUCCCAGCUGCAUCUAAUGCAACUCCUCGCACGGUUAACCUGAAUUACCCUGGGAACAAUCAGCAAAAUGAAGAUUAUCAUCCCAUCCUCGUCGCCAAUAUUGUCGUGGUCAUUAUUCUAAUCAAAGGAGAGACUUGUAGAUUUCUUCAAAACCAUCAAACCUUAUUAUUUAACUACUCCAGUAAUGGAACGUUAAUGGUCAUCCAGUGGUGUAGAGUUAAGGCCCAAAUAAUAAGGGUUAGGUUACAACUUUUUAUAGUCUUUGAGUCCUCGUGACGAGGAAAAGAUGACUUUAUACAAAAGGUACAUUGUGCUCUCAUGCAACAGACAGCAAGAUGUGCAUGGCGCCAAAUAUGUCUCUAGUUCAUUUAAUACUUGUUUAUACAGAAAUACUAAUGCAACAUAGGAUACUAAGUCCUUCCCUUAAUUUAUGAAGUCCAGUGCUCAUUAAUAAUCUGGAGGGAAGGUUCUCCUCACCCUGGCAGACAGACCAGCAUUCAACAAAGACACUAAUAAUGGAAUGGAGUGUUUUCUCACCAGGCCAUCGUAAAUCAACUGUCAGCAUUAAGCCUCAGAGGCUCCUCUCGGAAAAACUGACUGAAAGUACUAUUAUAGGAACACAUUCUUAAUAUAAAAGUAAUGUGAUUAACAUAAUGUUGUAAUUCUACGACAAGAGUUUCUCCCAUUCUUCUCUGCAGAUCCUCUCAAGCUCUGUCAGGUUGGAUGGGGAGCAUCGCUGCACAGCCAUUUUCAGGUCUCUCCAGAGAUGUUCGAUCGGGUUCAAGUCCGGGCUCUGGCUGGGCCACUCAAGGACAUUCAGAGACUUGUCCCGAAGCCACUCCUGCGUUGUCUUGGCUGUGUGCUUAGGGUCGUUGUCCUGUUGGAAGGUGAACCUUCACCCCAGUCUGAGGUCCUGAGCGCUCUGGAGCAGGUUUUCAAUCAAGGAUCUCUCUGUACUUUGCUCCGUUCAUCUUUCCCUCGAUCCUGACUAGUUUCCCAGUCCCUGCCGCUGAAAAACAUCUCCACAGCAUGAUGCUGCCACCACCAUGCUUCACUGUAGGGAUGGUGGCAGGUUUCCUCCAGACGUGACGCUUGGCAUUCAGGCCAAAGAGUUCAAUCUUGGUUUCAUCAGACUAGAGAAUCUUGUUUCUCAUGGUCUGAGAGUCCUUUAGGUGCCUUUUGGCAAACUCCAAGUGGGCUGUCAUGUGCCUUUUACUGAAGAGUGGCUUCCGUCUGGCCACUCUACCAUAAAAGCCUGAUUGGUGGAGUGCUGCAGAGAUGGUUGUCCUUCUGGAAGGUUCUCCCAUCUCCGCAGAGGAACUCUGGAGCUCUGUCAGAGUGACCAUUGGGUUCUUGGUCACCUCCCUGACCAAGGUCCUUCUCCCCCGAUUGCUCAGUUUGGCCGGGCGGCCAGCUCUAGGAAGAGACUUGGUGGUUCCAAACUUCUUCCAUUUAAGAAUGAUGAAGGCCAUUGUGUUCUUGGGGACCUUCAGACAGUUUUUGGUAGCCUCGACACAAUCCUGUCUCGGAGCUCUACGGGCAAUUCCUUCAACCUCAUGGCUUGGUUUUUGCUCUGACAUGCACUGUCAACUGUGGGACCUUAUAUAGACAGGUGUGUGCCUUUCCAAAUCAUGUCCAAUCAAUUUAAUUUACCACAGGUGGACUCCAAUCAAGUUGUAGAAACAUCUGAAGGAUGAUCAAUGGAAACAGGAUGCACCUGAGCUCAAUUUCGAGAUAGCAAAGGGUCUGAAUACUUAUGUAAAUAAGGUAUUUCUGUGUUUUAUAUUGAAUACAUUUGCAAAAAUGUCUAAACCUGUUUUCACUUAGUCAUUAUUGGGUAUUGUGUGUAGAUUUGAUGAGGGAAAAAAACAAAUUUAAUCAAUUUUCGAAUAAGGCUGUAACGUAACAAAAUGUGGAAAAAGGGAAGGGGUCUGAAUACUUUGAAUGCACUGUAUAUGACGGGAAAACAAACGUAAUACUGUCAGGCCAAAAUGUAAUAACUGUCUUCUUAACUUAGUCCAAGCUGGGCUUUAUGCGGUCUGCAGUGAAAUCUAACAACUCACAUUAAGCCAAAUGUGUCAGUGUGUCGGGAGUUACAAUAGUCCCUUUCUCUGUGUUGAUAUUAACAAGUACAGGGCAAGAUAAGGAAAACAAUGGCCAAUCUUAUCAUUUCUAAAUAGACACUUUAGACACGUAUACAUAACUUUAUCCUAGAACUUGAAAUGCUCCCAACUUCAAUAAUAGGAUCAGAAUCUUGCACUGUAAUAGAGGUUGAGGAUGGGUUCUUACUCUCAAUAAUAAACAAUGAACCUACAGUAUACUGUGUGUGUGACUGGCGCAUUUCUUAGGGAAAUCUCUUUUCCUGUGUCUUCUAGAAUUCUGAAAGAGCAGGAGGACAGAGAGAAAGAGAAGACGAUCCAACUGGUGAACAGCCCUUCACAGAAGAAG